AUGGCAGACCUGCAGAACACGCACACACAAGCCCUGAAGCUGAUCCUGUCCCUGCGAACAGGGAUCGAGCGCCUGGAACUCUCCCUGCAUGUAAGAAAUGGCCGUGCCAUCCCACUCGAUGGGCAGGUCAAAGACCUAGAGCGACAAUUGGAUCAACUGCAGCGCCUGGCGCAGGACCUGGAGUCGCAGUGGCGCAUGCAGGGUCUGCGCGAUCCCCCUGCGCGGCGCGAGGUCUGGAAGCGCAAGGUGGAGGCGGUGGUGGACGAGGCGGCUUCCUUGGGCCUCGCCCUCCGCCGCUGCUGCGAGGCCAGCCAGGCAAGGCAGGCCGAGGCGACGCAGCGCGCCGAGCUCUUCCAAGGCGCCUCCUCCUCGGGGCAGGUGCUGGCUGACAUGGACACCGCGGCGCGGCGCCACCUGGCAAGCAGCAAGCGUGUGCUGGAAGAGGCCUACGCCACGGGGGUGGGGGUGCUGGGCUCCAUGUCCAGCCAGCGCGAAACUCUCAAGUCGGCCCAGCGCCGGCUCCUGGACGUCAUCAACAGCGUGGGCCUGUCCGAUUCACUGCUCCGAAUGGCAGACCGGCGGCACCGCAUGGACAAGCUGCUGGCCUACGGCGGCAUGGCGGCCACGCUACUCGUGGUGGUCCUGCUCUACUGGUACCUGAAGAUGUAG
Auxenochlorella protothecoides is the source of this 669-nucleotide messenger RNA. RefSeq names its product Membrin-11. The transcript is spliced from 4 exons. Gene Ontology annotation, biological process: vesicle-mediated transport; vesicle fusion. Gene Ontology annotation, cellular component: SNARE complex; late endosome membrane; ER to Golgi transport vesicle membrane. NCBI's taxonomy places the organism in Eukaryota, Viridiplantae, Chlorophyta, Trebouxiophyceae, Chlorellales, Chlorellaceae. The record is from RefSeq and is a predicted model, not a curated record. Gene Ontology annotation, molecular function: SNAP receptor activity; SNARE binding. The coding region runs from base 1 to 669 and encodes 222 amino acids.